AUGUCAUUGUGGGUGGAUAAAUACAGACCUCAUACCUUAGAUACCAUUGAUUAUCAUUUUGAUGUUUCCAAAAGACUCAAGGCUUUAGUGGUAUAUGGACCUUCAGGUGCUGGUAAAAAGACAAGAGUCAUUGCCGUCUUACAUGAAUUAUUUGGUGCUGGUGUUGAGAAAAUGAAGAUUGAUGUUCGUACUUUUACAACUUCAACAAAUCGUAAAUUAGAAUUUAAUGUUGUUUCAAGUCCAUAUCAUAUGGAAAUUACACCAAGUGAUUUGGGGAAUAAUGAUAGAGUUGUUAUCCAAGAUCUUUUGAAAGAAAUUGCACAAACUGAACAAGUUGAUUUUAGUGGGAAACAUAGAUUUAAAGUUGUUAUUAUAAAUGAAGCUGAUUCUUUAUCAAGAGAUGCACAAGCUGCCUUAAGAAGAACUAUGGAAAAAUAUUCCAAAAAUAUUAGAUUAGUAUUAAUUUCAAAUACCACUUCAAAUAUUAUUGCACCAAUUAAAUCAAGAACUUUAUUAAUUAGAAUUUCUGCACCAAAUUUACAAGAUAUUACUAAAAUUUUAGACAAAUUAAGUGAAAAACAAGAAGUUUCAUUACCAUCAUCACAAGAAGAACGUGAAUUAAUUUUGAAUAGAGUGGCAAUUGCAAGUAAAAGAAAUUUACGUAGAGCUUUAUUAAAUUUUGAAGCUUUAGUUAUGCAAAAUCAAGAAUUAAAAACAACAACACCAAUGAUUACAUUAGAUUGGGAAGGAGUUAUCCUAAAAUUAGCAUCAAACAUUUCAAGAGAUCGUAAUGUUGCAAGAAUAUCAUCAUCAAGAACUGUUUUUUAUGAAUUAAUUUCUCAUUGUAUACCACCAAAAUUAAUUUUAAAAAAUUUAACAUUUGAUUUAUUAAAAUUAGUUAAUGAUAAUAUAAAACCUAGUAUUGUGGAAUUAGCUUCAAUAUUUGAUGAAAGAUUAAGUUUAGGUACAAAAUCAAUUUUCCAUUUAGAAGGGUUUGUUGCUAAAACUAUGGUUGCAAUUGAAAAAGGGGUAUAA
Molecule: messenger RNA, 1035 nt
Organism: Hansenula ciferrii
Lineage: Eukaryota; Fungi; Ascomycota; Saccharomycetes; Phaffomycetales; Wickerhamomycetaceae
Gene: RFC5
Product: replication factor C subunit 5
Exons: 2
Coding region: 1-1035 (344 amino acids)
Biological process (GO): DNA-templated DNA replication; DNA repair
Cellular component (GO): Elg1 RFC-like complex; Ctf18 RFC-like complex; Rad17 RFC-like complex
Molecular function (GO): DNA binding; ATP hydrolysis activity; DNA clamp loader activity
Source: RefSeq, a predicted model, not a curated record